This is a messenger RNA of Neoarius graeffei (lesser salmon catfish), 1052 nucleotides long. RefSeq names its product homeobox protein HMX3-A-like. NCBI's taxonomy places the organism in Eukaryota, Metazoa, Chordata, Actinopteri, Siluriformes, Ariidae. The transcript has 2 exons. Gene Ontology annotation, cellular component: nucleus. The record is from RefSeq and is a predicted model, not a curated record. Gene Ontology annotation, biological process: regulation of transcription by RNA polymerase II. Gene Ontology annotation, molecular function: RNA polymerase II transcription regulatory region sequence-specific DNA binding; DNA-binding transcription factor activity, RNA polymerase II-specific. The coding region runs from base 67 to 936 and encodes 289 amino acids.
CUUGUUCUCUGCAUCUCGACCCGUUUCGGAGGAGAUUGGACUGGGUGUGUUUUUUAUGGUGAUCCAAUGGCCGAGACAACGCCGGAGACUCGCCCGUUUAAAGACUCUCCGUUCUCCAUCAAAAACCUGCUCAACUGCGAGAGCAAGCCCACUCUGAUCAAACCCAAAGCCAUCAUGAACUCCACCAAAGGACUCCUGGAGCACGGCUUGGCUCUGUCCCGGGUCGGAGACUUGAGUUUUCCGCGCUUUGAUUUGCCCGUGCAGAGGUUUGGAUUAGCGGCUCACUGGUGGUACCCUUACGGACACUUACCCAGGAGUGCAGAGAGGCUGGCGGUUAGAGACUCAUCCCCGGCGUCCGGUACAGACAGAGACUCACCGGAGCCGCGGCUCGCGUUAGAACCGGACGCCAAAGAGGACGAGGAGAGCAAAAGCGUGGAUGAGAUCCUGCUGGAGGAAAGCGACACGGACGAGCCGAAGCGCGGAGACGACGCACCGGAAGCGGCGAGCGCGGCGGCGGAGAGCUCGGACAAGCGGCCGCCGUGCCGGAAGAAGAAGACGCGCACGGUGUUCUCGCGCAGCCAGGUGUUCCAGCUCGAGUCCACCUUCGACGCGAAGCGGUACCUGAGCAGCGCCGAGCGCGCGUGCCUGGCCUCCAGCCUGCAGCUCACCGAGACUCAGGUGAAGAUCUGGUUCCAAAACCGGCGCAAUAAGUGGAAGCGGCAGCUGGCGGCGGAGCUCGAGGCGGCCAGUCUGAGUCACACGGCCGCGCGCCGCAUGGUCCCGGUCCCGGUGCUCUACCGCGAGAGCUCAGCCAGCGACACCGCCAGCGCCGCGUCCAGCCACGCCACAGCCAGCCAGCCUCUCCUCACCUUCCCACAUCCGGUCUAUUAUCCACAUCCGGUGGUCGCCGCCGUACCGCUGCUCAGACCUGUAUGAACUCCGCGUGCGCGCGCGCGCUCAUCAUCAUCACCAUCAUCACCUUCAUCACUCACUGCCUACAUUUAUGAACGAUUUAUAACGCGACACCGAAAUGUCAUCUAAUGUUUCUAAUG